This is a messenger RNA of Toxotes jaculatrix (banded archerfish), 2836 nucleotides long. RefSeq names its product WD40 repeat domain 95 (gene wdr95). Gene Ontology annotation, molecular function: protein binding; calcium ion binding. The record is from RefSeq and is a predicted model, not a curated record. NCBI's taxonomy places the organism in Eukaryota, Metazoa, Chordata, Actinopteri, Toxotidae.
UUAUAUCACAUCAAAUUUUAAGACACACCAUCUAACAAGGAUGCCACUGGGGAAAAAGACUCGCUCUUCUUCAGCCUCUGGAAGAUUAGAAACCCAACAUGUGACCAGCAUCCUCUCUGAGCUGGAAAGUAAAGAAGAGAGGACCAGAAACCCUUCUCAACCUGGAUUUUACAGUGAGCAAACUGACUUCUCAGCACCAAAACCAGCAAGCGGACAGCCUGAAUGGUUGACGCUGAAACAGAAGACGCGAAGGCACUCUGUCACACUUGGAGAUAAGGCCUCAAUCAUGAGACAGCAACACCACAGUAUUGAUUCAUUUCGCAGACUUUGCAGCCUCAAGCACUCAGACAUUGUGAACUGCCUGAUUGAUGAGACGAUAUCACUCGACAACCUCCAGAAAUUGAAACUUGCAUUUGAGGACUUUGAAACGGGUGGCUUGAGAUUCAUUGAUGCGAAGAAUUUUGGACGUAUAGUGAAGAAAUGUUUGGGUUUGCCUAACACAAGCAAUGCACAGAUUCAAGAGUUAUUUAAGAAGAUUGAUUAUUCAGGCCAAGGGAGGAUUUCAUGGGGUCAGUUCUGCACACACAUGCUGCAGGAGCACAAAGAGAAAGAGGAAAGUGCAAGGCGCAGUAAGCAGGUGGCUUUUACUCUGCCGGCCACUAUGAAGGCGUUGGGUCAUGGCAUUCCCAUCGUCAACAUCCACUCCACCAAUGAUGGCACCCUAACAGUGCGAGAAGAUGGUGCUGUUUGCUUCUGGAACCCUGAGCUUAAACCUCAGAAGACCAAACACAUGUUUAAUGAAGGACCUGCCAACAGGAAGUCAAAGUGGGCAAGUGAUUUCACUCUGAUGACGGAGUACAACAAGCUGAUGAUCGGAACAGGGGACAGGGAGCUCCAGCUUUAUGAGCUCUCCACUCUGGAGCCUUAUUGCCAAAUCAAUGCACUCGACACAGUGCCUCUGACAUUAGACUACAGCUACACUGGCCCUGAUAAAUGUUGUAUUCUGUAUGGAGACACUGAGGGAUGUGUGACUAUCAUUUUAAUAUCCUCUGUUGGAGAUACCCUCAGAUUAUGGAAUAAAUUACCAAAGGUUGAAAACAUACCCAACAUAAUGAUUGACAACGCAGUGAUCUCUCCGAAUGUGACAUUUGUCAGAUGGAAGGUUCAUCGUGACUGGGUGACUCAGGUAAAAUAUUUUCAGAGUUUCCAAGCUGCUGUCUCCUCAUCAAAUGAAGAAUCUUUGUCUCUUGUUAUAGGCCGUGUGCUGCCUUUAACAGAUGCUGAGCAGCAGUUGAAUGAGAUCAGAGAGGCCUGCUACGAGGGUAAGACCAAGAAGGUCCAAAUGAGCUGGACUCCACAGGUCCGGGCAUCAUGUGACCAGACAGUUUUCACCAUUUACAAAGGUGUCAAGACCUUUGACCUUUGUCAGAAGCACAGCUUGUUGGUCACUGGAGGCAUGGACAGACUCAUACGAAUGUGGAACCCACAUUUUUCUGGGAAACCAACUGGUAUUUUGAAAGGCCACUCUGCUCCCAUCCUCUACCUCUGCAUCUCCUCAGAGGACAGUCAGAUCUUCUCUGUCUCUACUGACAGCACUGUGAAAAUCUGGGAUAUUCAAGACCAGUGUUGCCUGUUUACAGCAGACCCCAAAGUGAGCAGGAUUCACGGUGACAUAUCUGCGUGCUCGUAUUCGUCGGCUAUGAAAUCUCUUUUCAUUGCAGCAGACUGCAUGGCUGUGCUCUCCCUAAAGAUAAGGGUUGAUUCACAAUACCCGAUCUUCCCAGGUGUUGUUUUCCCUCUGCUGAGCUGUACGGACACCCAUGGCAGCCAACACAUGAAAACUGCGGGCCAGGGGGCUGGCUGGGCUGGUGAAUGUCAAGAGGUGUCCGACUGCAUUUUUCUGAAAGUUCACAGGAACUGCUAUGUGAUGUCUGUCGGCAGGGACCGGAAGAUUGACAUUUACUCAGACAUACCUGAAGACCUUCAUCAUGUCCAGAGGCCGCAGCCUUCGUGGCCAGAUGAUCUGAAAAAUGGCCAUAAUGAGGACAUCCUUUGUGUGGCGCAGUGUCCCCCGUUUCUCCUGGGCACCAGCAGUUAUGAUGGAAAGAUUAUACUGUGGAACGUGGUUUCGGGACAUACCCAGUGUCGGUUCGGCAGCACUCAUCAUGUGAUUUUGGAUUUUGAAUGAUGAAUAUACAGUUUUGCAUUUACAUUGCAUUUUUCUCUGUUAGGACUUGAUACCAGUGUUCCAAGCAUCAUUUUCCUGAAGAACCUCAAAUUACAGCAGUUUUCCUUGGCUACAGGAGGAAAGUUUGUUAGUAGCUUCAAAACAUCUAGAUUCCAACAAAAGAUUACAAAAUUGGCUAAAACAGACAAGGACACGUUGUUGUAUGCUGCCGACCAAAUUGGUUACAUCUAUGUUUACAACAUGAACAGGUUUGCCCCUGAGCAAAAAUCAUCAAGAGCUGAAAACUUCUGGCAUGCCCACACCAGCCGAGUUUCUGGGCUGCAGAUUGUUGACAAUGAUCAAGUGGUGCUUACCUCAUCCACAGACUACACUGUGCGCCUUUGGAGUACACGUGGUGAAUUCAUAGGGACCUUUGGGCAGUCUGAGAGCUGGAUCAUCCAAUCCUCCUGGAUGCAUCCUGCUGUCCCGUAUGAGGUUCUGAUUCAUCCUCUGCGUAUGCCCAAUCAUGAAAUUUUGAAUGUAAAAACACACCUUUCUGAUGCAAUAGACAAGAGUGAGGCUGACAGAGGGGAGCUAAAGUCAGAGACGCAUAGUGAGUUGAGACUUCCUCCGACAUCCGUCAGUGACACAGACACUGAGGAAGAUUAA